AUGGAGGGAGAGGUGGAGGAGGUUGUGGAGUCGGAGGAAAAGAAGGCUAAGAGACUACUAUACUGUUCUCUCUGCAAGGUGGCGGUCAACUCUGCAUCCCAGCUACAGGCUCACAACAGCGGCACGAAACACAAGACAAUGCUGGAGGCCAGGAGCGGCGACGGAGCCAUAAAGUCAUUCCCCAGGUCAGGGGUCAAAGCCAAGCUGGCCACUCCCACUGAGGUGUCGACUGGGCUCCAGAACAAAACUUUCCACUGUGAGAUCUGCGAUGUGCACGUCAACUCCGAGACACAACUCAAACAGCACAUCAGUAGUAGAAGGCAUAAAGACCGUGCAGCAGGGAAGCCAGCCAAGCCCAAGUUUAGCCCCUAUGGUCUGCCGUCUCAACGCAACCAGAAUCUACAGACAGUUGGGAUCACUCUGAGGAAGGAGCAGGACUUGGCAAAGCCUCUCGUCUCGUGCCUCUUACAGCGCCAUCUCUCCCUCGCUGCUGCUGCUGCCAUGGCAACCCUGUCCCCGUUCCAUUUGCGCCCUGCCCCUACAUCUGGCUCCGCCCUCUUUCAGACUCAGCCCCUCCACCAGACCCUAUUACAUCCUGCCCCAGGACCUCUCCGUACGGCACAUACAUCAGUUCUGUUCUCACCGUACUGA
Salvelinus namaycush (lake trout) is the source of this 651-nucleotide messenger RNA. Its product is annotated as zinc finger protein 385D-like. The record is from RefSeq and is a predicted model, not a curated record. Gene Ontology annotation, molecular function: zinc ion binding; nucleic acid binding. The transcript is spliced from 4 exons. Gene Ontology annotation, cellular component: nucleus. NCBI's taxonomy places the organism in Eukaryota, Metazoa, Chordata, Actinopteri, Salmoniformes, Salmonidae. The coding region runs from base 1 to 651 and encodes 216 amino acids.